CGACUUACGCCGCCACCCGACGUGGAGGCGACCUGACGGCCGCCCGAUGUUCUCCAUGGGCCGGCGUCAAGACCUGGAGUCAUGGCGCCUCGAGCGCAUCCGUUUGCGCCGUCGCGGGGCGUACGAGGAGCUCGUACACUCCUACGUCAUCGUCAUGCUUCUACAUGCGAACCGCAGCAAGGUGUCGCUGCAUGGCAACCUGGACAUCAACUUGAUCGUGCACCGCAUCAUGGACACCGAAGAGUCCGUUCUCAAGGUGUCCGGAAUCAUUCCCGAGGAAGAUCCGGACCGGUACUACGCCAUCAUACCGCUGCUUUCGACUAGCAACUCGUCGCACGAGAACGAUUCUUCGUCAUCAGCGCCGCUCACGCUGGAAGACUUGAGCAAAGUGGCCGUCGGCCACCCAUCAUUCCUGGCUUACAGGCGCUUUCUGGCGAAAGAGGUGGGCCACUCGGAGGUGGCGGCCUACGUCAGCUGGGAGCUGGCACGACACCUAGGCCCGCUUACAGACAGGCAGCUCUCGCGGGGCAUUUCCGAGACCAAGUGCUUUGAGGCCAUCAGCCGACUGAUGCCUUACCCCACCGUGAUGCCCUAUAUGGAGGAACUGGACUCCAGCAGGGGAUGGGAGGAGGCCGAGAUGAUCUUCAAGGAUGUCUCCGAGGCCAUGAUCAGCUUCAUGAGCCAGCGAGGCGUCACGCUUCCUGCAACUGAUGCCAGUUUUGAACUGAAGCUCCCAACAAUGCACCAGCUAGACGCGUUUUACAAAGAGCUAGGAGAGGACCUGAGGGCGCAAGAAGAGCCGACGUUCGUGGACAAGUACUUGUCCGCUCUGUCUCAGAUCCGGAGCAAGGAGCUCUUCAGCGUGGUGCACAUGGAGGAGGAGGAGUCCAGCACUUCCUACCCGCUGCCGCCGCUGCUCGGCCGACAAGCGCAGGUGACGCAGAGGGGCGAAGGACGGGUGCCGCUGGCGUGGCUCCUUCCUCCACGGUUUGGCGCUGACUUCCCACCCACGCUGAACUACGGCGCCUUUGGCCUCGAACUUGCCGCCGCACUGCUGCGCGGAACGCCCCUCGACAAAUCGUGGCUGGAAUGUCUCGAACACCUGGAGCCCCAACUGAACAUCAGGCCACAGAAUGACAUUACGGCUCAACUGGCGUUAGCCACUGAGGCGGUGGCAGCGUUCGUAGAGAACCACCAGAAGGUGGGCCACCCGCUGGUACUUCCGGGUCUCGAGUCGGUCACCGAGGGCAUGAUGUUCUACGUGGGUGCCUGUGCGAGCAUGUGUACUAAGAACAACAUGGAGGCCUCGUACAGAUGCAACCUUGUGGCCAGGAACUCGGAAAGCUUCGCACGGACCUUUCGUUGUCCCGUAGGCUCGCACAUGAGUCCCGUCGAGCGUUGCUCCUACCCGAAUGUAACUGAGGGAUAGUAAAGAGCACAAGCUUGC
Dermacentor andersoni is the source of this 1447-nucleotide messenger RNA. RefSeq lists its product as uncharacterized. The record is from RefSeq and is a predicted model, not a curated record. NCBI's taxonomy places the organism in Eukaryota, Metazoa, Arthropoda, Arachnida, Ixodida, Ixodidae. Gene Ontology annotation, biological process: protein processing. Gene Ontology annotation, molecular function: metalloendopeptidase activity. Gene Ontology annotation, cellular component: plasma membrane.